This is a messenger RNA of Zymoseptoria tritici IPO323, 1280 nucleotides long. RefSeq lists its product as uncharacterized. Lineage: Eukaryota; Fungi; Ascomycota; Dothideomycetes; Mycosphaerellales; Mycosphaerellaceae. The coding region runs from base 72 to 1280 and encodes 402 amino acids. The record is from RefSeq and is a predicted model, not a curated record. The transcript is spliced from 3 exons.
AAUGCUCACUUGAGUGCCAUUCCAUCGACCGCAAGUCCCUGGACGCGGACAGGUCCCCGACUACCUCACUCAUGGCGGACGCGAAGUUAGGCAGCCUGGCCGCCAAGGUCGUCCUUGAUCGGGGCAUGAAACCCCACUAUGGACCAGCGGACGCAGUCACUGGCAACGUGAUUUUGUCCUAUAUGCCCUACAAGUCUCUAUUCAAGUCCAGUGUGGCCACCGCGGACCUCUUCGGACCACUCAAACUCGAGGCUACUCUAAGGGGCAAGAUCAAGAUAUCGGUCAAACGAGAUCGAGAAUUUGCAACCGACUGCGGCGCGCCUUUGUUCAGGCAGGCUUUCGAGAUCUUCGAUGGAUCGUUCAAAGCAGAAGUGGGCCAGAAGUACGAAUUUCCGUUUACGAUCAACUUCCCGGAUACAGUCAAUGGCGUUGCAUUACCACCCUCCUUCAGCCUCUACUUCUCCGACUAUCCUGACAAGGUGGAUUGCGCCAUCUCGUAUCGCGUUGGGUGUAAAUUUCAUAUGCCCGGUAUCGAUAUCAAGACGAGCUAUGCCGACUGGAACUACUCGGAACCCAUCGUCCGGCUUGACUAUCCCAGACCACCGCCUAGCGUGUUCUCAACUCCCGUCACGACCUUUCACCACAAAGCAAAGACAAAGGCCGCCUUUAAGUCGAACAACUACCCAACAUUCGCGUGCCGAUUAAGCUGUACCGAACUGCAAUACAUCUACCCUGGCUUUACUCCAGCGUUUGUAAUAACGCUGCGGCGCUCGGACUUGGAGACGACUGCAACUUUCAUCCCGGACAUCAGUCUCGUGUCGGUCAAGACGGAUCUCAUCGCUGACACAAUCGUGGAUACCAGUGGACGUCUGCUGGCUUCAUCGACCUGUUCCGAUAGCAUGACGGCGCAGAAAUUGGUAUGGAAAGCGGAUCCAGCCAAUCCCUUUUUCCUGUCAAAAGCCAACGACUACACCGCGACCGUACAAACGGACAAGAUCUUGGGUCACACCAGCACGUUCUCUCAUACCCUGGUCGCGAGAUCAUAUCACCUCCGUGUCAAUGUCAGCCUCAAGAUUGCAGAACAACGGGUUGACUUCAGUCGGAUAUUUCCCGUGGUGAUGUUGCCCCGUCCCUCGGACGCGGUCCCAUACGAUUACGAAGAGACAGUAGAGGCUGGCCCGUCUCAAAUUGACCGAGGUGAGGACGAAGACGCAGACUUGCCGGCUUAUCAUGAAAUCGAAGCAGCGCCUCCCGCAGUCACGAAGGCCGUGGACGGGUAG